AUGAUGCACAUCUACGUCCACCUCACCCUGCCUGCACCCCUCACUCCACCCACCCUGGCCCCCCCCUGCCUGCACCCACCCCUGACUCCACCCACCUCGGCCCAUGCCCCCCACCCUGCCUGCACCCCUCACUCCACCUCACCCUGCAUGCAUCGGUCCAUCCACCUCAGCGUGCGAUGUGUCGCCUCCUCGAUGCGCGGGCCUGACACCAGGCUGCUGACCACGUCAUCCAGAGCCAUGAUGAUUUCCCUCCCACAGUUCCCUCCCACAGUUCCCUCCCUCAGUUCCCUCCCACAGUUCCCUCCCACAGUUCCCUCCCACAGUUCCCUCCCACAGUUCCCUCCCACAGUUCCCUCCCUCAGUUCCAUCCCACAGUUCCCUCCCUCAGUUCCCUCCCUCAGUUCCAUCCCACAGUUCCCUCCCACAGUUCCCUCCCUCAGUUCCAUCCCACAGUUCCCUCCCUCAGUUCCCUCCCACAGUUCCCUCCCACAGUUCCCUCCCACAGUUCCCUCCCUCAGUUCCAUCCCACAGUUCCCUCCCACAGUUCCCUCCCUCAGUUCCAUCCCACAGUUCCCUCCCACAGUUCCCUCCCUCAGUUCCAUCCCACAGUUCCCUCCCACAGUUCCCUCCCUCAGUUCCAUCCCACAGUUCCCUCCCUCAGUUCCCUCCCACAGUUCCCUCCCUCAGUUCCCUCCCACAGUUCCAUCCCACAGUUCCCUCCCACAGUUCCCUCCCACAGUUCCCUCCCACAGUUCCCUCCCACAGUUCCCUCCCACAGUUCCCUCCCACAGUUCCCUCCACAGUUCCCUCUCACAGUUCCCUCCCACAGUUCCCUCCCACAGUUCCCUCCCACAGUUCCCUCCCACAGUUCCAUCCCACAGGCACCUGGAUGGCGAUGGACUCUUCUGUGCAGCAACGACACCUGCCACGGUGCACAGCGGUGGAGAGGAGUGCAGGGCGGUGGAGGCCGGUGUGCGGCAAAGCACGCAGUGUGGUGGCGGCGGCAAGCAGCAGCAAGAGCACCCGGUCUGUGGUGCGGCAGCGUCAUUCGCGCCGCUCGCGCGCGCCCGUGGGUCGCCAGUACCUGCCGCCGCCGGCGGGAGAAGGGAGGGGCGGGGCGGGGGAAAGGAGGGCGGGGGGAAGGAGGGCGGGGGGAAGCGAGGCGCGGGGGAAGGGAGGGGCGCACGCGGGAAAGGAGCCCAAAAACGCAACAGUUUCGCGUGUGCGUGA
Messenger RNA from Closterium sp. Naga37s-1, 1230 nucleotides. The record is from the annotation of a GenBank genome assembly. NCBI's taxonomy places the organism in Eukaryota, Viridiplantae, Streptophyta, Zygnematophyceae, Desmidiales, Closteriaceae.